GCGGAUGGACUUGUCAGUGUAGUUAUGGAACCCCCUUUAAGCAAGAGGAAUCCGGCGAUAAGAUUAGCGGAUUUGGCAGCGACUCAACCCCUUCCUCAUCAGAAUAUGACAGGCUUCCCGGGGCUAGGGGGGCAUCACCCUCUCUCCCACCAUGCCCACCUCCACCCUGGGGAGCUGGGCAACGACCCCGGAGUGGCACUCACUCCAUUUGGACCAGAGCACAUGGCACAGACAAAUGCUCUCAAACUUAGCCCAUCUCAGCACAUUCAGAGCCAUCACGAAGCCCAGACCGCGGCAUCUUUCACUUCUGCUCAGACCACAGUUGGUUUCCCCGUGGCUCACCCCCACUCAGGCUACUCAAGCAGCAGGGACUUCAUCCUCAGGAGAGAACUCUCAGCCUCUGCUAUGCAUGCACUUGGCGACCAGCAUAGUUCCGCCUCCUCCCCUCAUCACCAUGGCAUGUUCAUCUCCCCAACAGGUGCUUAUGGGCACACGGAAAGUGGGGCCCAUUCACUUUUCACUGGACUUCACGACCAAGGGUCCCCAGGUGCCCAUCACCAUGCCCUCAAUGGACAGAUGCGCCUGGGUAUACCGGGGGACAUCUACGGCAGGCCAGAGCACUUCGGGCACAGGCCAGAGCACUAUGGACCCUCCUCUCUCCACAGCUACAACUCCAUGAACCUCAAUGUGAACAUCGCUUCUGCUCCUCACGGAGCGGCUGGGGCGUUUUUAAGAUACAUGCGGCAGCCCAUAAAGCAAGAGCUAAUCUGCAAAUGGAUUGACCAGGAGCAAAGUCAAAAAAAGCCCUGCUCUAAAACUUACAGCACAAUGCACGAACUGGUCAAUCACGUCACGGUGGAGCAUGUCGGGGGACCGGAGCAGAGCUCCCACGUCUGUUUUUGGGAGGAAUGUCCACGGGAAGGAAAAGCUUUCAAAGCGAAGUACAAACUGAUAAAUCACAUCCGAGUUCAUACGGGAGAAAAGCCCUUCCCGUGCCCUUUCCCGGGAUGUGGUAAAGUGUUCGCUCGAUCGGAGAAUUUGAAGAUUCACAAGAGGACUCACACAGGAGAGAAACCCUUCAAGUGCGAGUUCGACGGCUGUGACAGAAAAUUCGCCAACAGCAGUGACCGGAAGAAGCACUCUCACGUCCAUACCAGUGACAAGCCUUACUACUGCAAGGUCCGCGGCUGUGACAAAUCCUACACGCACCCGAGUUCACUGCGGAAGCACAUGAAAGUGCACUGCAAGUCCCCGCCGCCCCCUUCCACCAACGUCACCUACAUAUCCUCCACAAACCCUCUCGGAGAUUCUCUUUCGCCCAACUCCGAGGCGCACAGGAACCGCUCGGCGAACCUCUCCCCUCAGGUCACCAAUCUCAACGAGUGGUACGUGUGCCAGGGGAGCGGAGGGCCCAACCACCUCCACACCCCCUCCAGCGAUGUGCCAACGUCAGAUUCAGACGACGAGGACUCUUUCAGAAAUUCAGACCCAAGGACAAUGCUCUGA
Molecule: messenger RNA, 1506 nt
Organism: Scomber japonicus (chub mackerel)
Lineage: Eukaryota; Metazoa; Chordata; Actinopteri; Scombriformes; Scombridae
Gene: zic5
Product: zic family member 5 (odd-paired homolog, Drosophila)
Exons: 2
Coding region: 25-1506 (493 amino acids)
Biological process (GO): regulation of transcription by RNA polymerase II; central nervous system development
Cellular component (GO): nucleus
Molecular function (GO): RNA polymerase II cis-regulatory region sequence-specific DNA binding; DNA-binding transcription factor activity, RNA polymerase II-specific
Source: RefSeq, a predicted model, not a curated record